This is a messenger RNA of Sander lucioperca (pikeperch), 3612 nucleotides long. It is a transcript of the gene gnaz, whose product is annotated as guanine nucleotide binding protein (G protein), alpha z polypeptide. The record is from RefSeq and is a predicted model, not a curated record. Gene Ontology annotation, molecular function: G-protein beta/gamma-subunit complex binding; G protein-coupled receptor binding; GTP binding. Gene Ontology annotation, biological process: adenylate cyclase-modulating G protein-coupled receptor signaling pathway. Gene Ontology annotation, cellular component: heterotrimeric G-protein complex. The transcript has 3 exons. NCBI's taxonomy places the organism in Eukaryota, Metazoa, Chordata, Actinopteri, Perciformes, Percidae. The coding region runs from base 891 to 1958 and encodes 355 amino acids.
CGCACACAUAUAUACACGCCCUCCACCCCCAUCGCUGCAGUGUCUCAACUGCCUUGGAGCAAACAAGAGAGGAUAUAGAACGCAGACGUUAAUAAGACAGAAAGAGGGGCACUGAAAGAGAGAGAGAGAGAUAUGUACAUGAGUGUGUGUGACCCUGUGAAUAUGACAAAGAUAUGAAGAUGAAGCAGCAGGACUAAAGGUGGAUUGCACAGAGCCUUUCUCUCCCUGCAAGGGCUUGUCUGCAGUAUCCUUUGUAAAUGGAUGCUUGCUUGUGAACACGACUCGGAGGCCUUCAGUUGCUAAGGAGAUAUCCCACCACAGAAGAAGCAAAAAAGAUUUCAUCAGAAAGCUCAAGCAAAACAAGCCAAUGACGAACUGAGGUAGAUGGUUGCAGAAGCUACACAAAGGCAACGUACCAAAAGAGCCAUGUGGGAGGAGAGUAAAGCGGUUUUGCUAUUCGCACGCAUCAAGCCCUAAUACUUUGUCUACUGAUAUACGCUUAACGUUCCCCAGGCCUCUUCCAGAGCUUCUCCUCAGAGGGAGCCCCUGCUAUGAACCCCAGCUCUGUUGGCUUCAGCAGGCAGUCCAACCUCAGUGCCAGGCGCUGUGUGGGCAUCCCACAAGUCUGGGUUCUGCCCACACAGGACUCACAGACUGCCCCUGAACAAAAAGAACGAAAUACUCCUGAGUCACUCCUCUGUGUGGUGGCUCUCCUGUCUAGUGUUAAAUUGGUCUGUUGUGAAGUUUUAUCUGCUUCUUCACCAGCAAGUUUAGUUAAAAGCCUUUCCAACUCUUCUACCAACUCCUUUUAGGUCACCACUUUGUUAUAAUUUGCUUUCCCAUCAAGCAGCAGAACGAGUUCCUUUGUGUUCACCACGUGGAGGAGGACCAUGGGAUGCCGUCAGAGCUCGGAGGAGAAGGAAGCGGCGCGGCGCUCGCGGCGAAUCGACCGCCACUUGCGCUCAGAAAGUCAGCGGCAGCGGCGUGAGAUCAAGCUACUGUUGCUGGGCACCAGCAACUCAGGCAAGAGCACCAUUGUCAAGCAGAUGAAGAUCAUCCACAGUGGAGGCUUCAACCUGGACGCCUGCAAGGAGUACAAGCCCCUCAUCCUGUACAAUGCCAUCGACUCGCUCACCCGCAUCAUCCGCGCCCUCACCACUCUCAAGAUCGACUUUCACAACCCUGAUCGCGCCUACGAUGCUGUGCAGCUCUUUGCCCUCACAGGGCCGGCUGAGAGCAAAGGGGAGAUCACUCUGGAGUUGCAGGGGGUCAUGAAACGUCUGUGGGCUGACUCAGGGGUCCAGGAGUGCUUUCAACGAUCCAACGAGUACCACUUAGAGGACAACACUGCCUACUAUCUGAAUGACCUGGACCGCAUCUCUGCUCUUGAGUUCAUCCCAACUGUAGAGGACAUCCUACGGUCCCGCGACAUGACCACAGGCAUUGUGGAAAACAAGUUCACCUUCAAGGAACUCACCUUCAAGAUGGUAGACGUGGGUGGACAGCGUUCGGAGAGAAAGAAGUGGAUCCACUGCUUCGAGGGCGUGACUGCAAUCAUUUUCUGUGUCGAGCUAAGUGGCUAUGACCUCAAACUCUAUGAGGACAACCAGAUGAGCCGCAUGGCCGAGAGCUUGCGCCUGUUCGACUCCAUUUGCAACAACAAUUGGUUCACCAACACGUCGCUCAUCCUCUUCCUCAACAAGAAGGACCUGUUGGCUGAGAAGAUCAAACGCAUUCCGCUGACAGUGUGCUUCCCUGACUACAAAGGUCAGAACACCUAUGAGGAGGCAGCUGUCUAUGUGCAACGGCAGUUUGAGGACCUCAACCGCAACAAGGAGACCAAGGAGAUCUAUUCGCACUUCACCUGUGCCACUGACACCAGCAACAUCCAGUUUGUGUUCGACGCUGUCACGGACGUGAUCAUCCAGAACAAUCUCAAAUACAUUGGGCUAUGCUAGGACCUGAUGCUGGGGGGGGGGAGCAUCAGGCUGGAUAAACAAAAGGCCUGCCGGUCUGCCUGACAGUUUAUCUAUUUGAAGAGGUGCAACAGAGACCUGCAAAGGAAAUGAGGUAGUAAGAUGUUUCAGGUGAAAACAAAAGAGCUGAUGGGCCAUGGUCAAGAUGGGAUUUUUACCCAAUGUGUUUGCACUGAAUAUGAGUAUGCAGAGACACCCAAACACACACACACGCACGCACACACACACACACACACACACACACACACCAACACAAAUCCUUAUGUUUGCUCACACACAAUACCUUUGGAUCAACAGUCAAGCACUUGUUCGACAAGGCAACACUGAUAAAUUUAAGACAGCUACCCCUACCUGCCUGCCAAACCUGAGGUAGUAGGUCUGUACUGGUGGUUUUCGGUUACUUUUGUCUCCUUUAUUUUAUUUGCCAGAGUCAAUUAAUGCUGCUUCACAAGAAGAAUUUUGACAGAAUCAAUGUUCUCUUUUGGAUCUUCGCCCUUACAAUGGUAACCAGUGAGUGCAUCUGAUGAGACGUGGGGAGAGCCUGCAUUUUUGAGGACAAAAAAAAAAUGUCAGUAGACAUGAUGUCACAGGGUUUCUGCCUAAAAGAGGAAACUGCCACAGUGUAAAGCUGAAGUGAAAUAUGUUUUCUACACACUAUUUCUGUUUUGCCCCCUGGUCGCCUCUCUGAUGUUGUUUUUUUCCCCUCUUUCUUUUAUCGUUUCUUUGUGCUUUAAAAAAAGAAUAUGUCUCUCAAACCUACCUUUUAUAGCAGGUCACUGACUUAUAAUACCAGGAGAGUGUUAUGCUCAGUAAAGUCAAAAGUAUUCUUUAUGAUCAUUCCAGUUUCCAGCAAGAGACAACAAAAACAGUGCCAAGAUCAAUUUGUAAAUAAAACCAGAUCCCAUUCAUUACGGCCAUUUUUGUUUUGUUUGUAUGGACAAAUACAUUAAAACAUGCAUGAUUUUGUUACUUUGGGAUACUAAUAUAUUUUCUUUGGGAUUACGUUCCACUUUUCUUAGGUUUAAAUAAUAUAUUCCCAAAAAUAUAUAUAAAAGUCAAACACUGUGUACGAUUGUACAGUUGUCAGAGAGGAAUCUACUGAAAAGAGUUAUAUCAAUAUAAUAAUGGUGAAUAUGAUGUUAUGAUGAUGAAAAAGCUGACUGAUGAUGAUGAUGAUAGUGGUGAUGAUUACAAUAAUGUCUCACUACAAAGUUAGCGUGAGAGGAGAACGUGGAUCAAAGGAGAACAAGACUGUAUAAAAACAUGAAAACGAAGAAGCAAAUCUUGAAAGUUCAAUCUUCCUUGCAUUAUCUAAGUGGAAAUUGUUAAACAGCCAGUCAGUAUGAUGUGUAAAUAUACUGUAAGGUACACUCUUUGUUCAAACAAAUGAAAAUACAGGUUGAGUUGGGAUACUGUAAGUGAGAUAUAGAGAGAGCGAGAGAAAGAGAAGGAGGACAACCCCACUCUACUCCUCCUCUUACCCUUUCUUUUCAGUUCAGAGGGUGAUGUGCAAACAACUCAACAAAGGGCUUCAGGCUUGACUUUACGGGAUGUCCACUUCAACAAAAGACAAAACAUUUAAAAAAGAAGUAUAAAGAGGACAAUAACUAUGAAUAAAACAACUUAUGCAAAUUUC